CCUGGAGCCCCGGUCCACCAUGUAGCUCAAACCUAGGUAUCUUGGUUUUGACCCACAGCCAGACUGACAGGAUGGUCAAACCCUCGCAUGUGUGACUCUUGCAUGGCAACUGCAGCCGUGAACAUCAAACAGUGUGUUUCUUCGAACUCCUGCUAUAUGCAUUCGAACAAAGAUGAUGUGGAACUUAUUGGUUUUCUAUGUCUAUGUGGUGGCUUCCAUGCGGGUGGAGCAGUCCGACAUGGAGGCUGACAAAGCCCAAGAGGAGAUGUUCCCUCAUUCUGACAAGAUGACGCCGGAGAAGAUUCAGGAAGAGCUGGUGGACUUCCUGAAGGAAGGCUUGUGGAUAUGGAUUGAGGAGGACCAGUUCUUCCCGAAGUACCAGGCCCCGAGCAAGAAGACCCUGGACUACAUCGAGGGGAAGUCUCGCAAGGACCCAUGCCAACAGCAGGUGGGAGGACUGUUGGUCGAGCUCACGAAGGCUUGCGAGCAGGCAAAACCAUGGGAUGAUCGGAAUUACUUUGGCAGUCUGCCGCUCAAGACAUGUGUGGACUCCGCCAAGGACGUAUUCCUGCAUGGCAAGGACAUCAUAGCGGCCAUGCGUGUUCCCAGCAAGCUAGUCCAAAGUAAAUGGAACCCGGUAGGAAGGGAGACUUUGCGCUUGGUGCAAAGUCUUUAUUUUAUGAAGCAAUGGGUCGUGGGUUUGGCCACAACGGAGAAAGCCGCCAUUUUGUGGGCCGGCUUUUGGACCGACCCCGAUGCCCCCAAAGGGCAUUUGGAGCGGUCCUCGAAGGAAAACUUGCUCAAGUUUGCUCGCCUGACGGAAUCUCAAACAGUCCAUCCAAGCACCAAGCUGGGCCAAAUGAUUGAAAAAUUUGAUGAACUGGACCAAUGCCGUGAUCAUCCAGUUGUGGCCAAUUUCUGGUCCUUUGCAAGUUUUUCCUUCGUUUUGGGCAUGAGACAGAAGCACCAGGGCACCGUCAUUGCCUUGGUCAACAAGGACUUGACUGGCAAAUGGCGCUUGGACCAGUCCGUUUUGUCUCAACACGAGAUCCCGACUUUGGGCAUUGCGGCAUGGGCACUUGGUUGGUGGUCCCCGCAAAUCAUCUUGCUGGAUUUGAAGGGCACGUGUAGUAAAACAAGCCCUAUCUUGCGGAAACGGAUGUUCUCGGACCUGAAGCCUUGGUUUCGUGUCCAAAAGCACUUCACGCCUGAAGAGUUUGCAUAUCGUUCCCGCCCAACCUGGACUUGCAUCGAUUGCAUUGAGAAGUCGUGCAGUUUAUCAUCAGUUCUGGCCAAGAAUCUAAAAAAGCUUCAAGAGGCCCAAGACCAGAAGGACCGAAAGAGCAUGGAACUCCUGGAAGCUGCGGCUGCAGACCACACCUACACGGGGUUGAGACUGCUGGAUUCGGGCGCUGAUCCAAACGUCGGGGGCUUUCGGGGUUUCACUGCCUUGCACCGUGCGUCGCAGAAUGGCAACUUAGCUCUCACACGAGCGCUGCUGCGCAAAGAGCGAGGGAAAGGAUUGAGGGCAGCGAAGACUGAGGGUGGAAUGACUCCACUGAUGUUGGCUGCUGGAUCUCCUAAAGCAGGGCCGCGAGUGGUGAGGCUGUUGCUUCAGGAGAGAGCAGAUGUGAAUGCCAAGGAUUGGUGGGCCCGGACUGCGCUGACAUAUGCGGAAAAGUGGGGCCGUGUCCCCGAGGUGAUCAGCGUUCUCAAAUCCUCUGGCCGGAAAUGAUCUCCGGGCGAUGCUCUGUGACUCUCAGUGACUGCAUGCAGUUCAUUGGACAUAAACAGAGCUCCAGAGCGCCAAAGUGGGGUUCCGUUUGGUUGGGCACAGAUCAGAGUGAUUGUAUGUAUGGUUUGGAAGAAGAUACUGAUUUACAAAUGUCUUCGAGACAUGGUGCCAAUUCGCAAGUCAUGAUUCAUGAUCAUAUGUUGAAAUCAUAAACUGGAUUUGCGGAGUGGUUUUUAGACGUUUUGAGUGAUUGACACUUCUUCUUUGGCGGAAUCCAAGUUUCAUCUUGGGUGUCGGUGUUUUCUUGUUGGCAGCCAGGCUGGCACAUGGGCGUGUAUUGGAAAAGGGAGACCCCUCCUGGCCCAAUGCAUAGACUGUUUGUCUUUACAUUGUUUUUAUUACUGUAUAUAGCUGCCAAAUACAUCCAAAUACCAUAGUAACUAUACAAAUACCACCAUCACCUAUGAAGUUAUCUUAUUUGUUGCGGAUCUAUUGUUUGGGACUCCGACGGACUGGGAGGCUCGAUCAAUAGACACCAGUCCUAGCCAUUCGAACACCCACAGCCCUAGCCUUUGGUCUAGCACCAGGAUGACCCUCCUCAUCAACUG
Durusdinium trenchii is the source of this 2343-nucleotide messenger RNA. The record is from the annotation of a GenBank genome assembly. NCBI's taxonomy places the organism in Eukaryota, Dinophyceae, Suessiales, Symbiodiniaceae.